Molecule: messenger RNA, 1152 nt
Organism: Anolis sagrei ordinatus
Lineage: Eukaryota; Metazoa; Chordata; Lepidosauria; Squamata; Anolidae
Gene: CITED2
Product: Cbp/p300 interacting transactivator with Glu/Asp rich carboxy-terminal domain 2
Biological process (GO): regulation of DNA-templated transcription; sex determination; left/right pattern formation
Cellular component (GO): nucleus
Molecular function (GO): transcription coactivator activity
Source: RefSeq, a predicted model, not a curated record
CGGCCAAAGCAGGGGAAGGAACACAGCGCAUUGUUGGCGAGGAGUGGAAAGCUACGGCUGGCAGCAUCGGGCUGCGCGGUGGGAGCAGCAGCAGCAGCAGCAGCAGCAGCAGUUGGAAUUGCAGUCUUGUGUAUUAUUGCUGAUUUUUUUUCUUUUUGCGCCGUCCUAGCCUGUGCAAAGAAGAGGCGAAGGGGAAGAGUUUGCUCUAUGCUGGGAGAGCUUUGCUGAGUGGGCUUUUUUCUCCCUCCCUUUCCCCUUCCCCUGCGGGAUCGGUUCGGAGGAAAAGAAGAAAGAGAGGGCGCGAGGCUGGCAAUGGCAGACCACAUGAUGGCCAUGAAUCACGGGCGCUUCCCCGACGGGACCAAUGGGAUGCAUCACCACCCGGCGCAUCGAAUGGGCAUGGGCCAGUUCCCGACCCACCACCAUCAGCAGCAGCAGCAGCAUGCCUUCAGUGCCUUGAUGAGCGACCACAUACACUACGGUGGCGGGAAUAUGAGUGCAAACACUGGGAUCCGGCAGCACACCAUGGGGCCCGGGAAUGUCAAUGGUGGGCACCCGCCGGGCACCAUGCCCCCCACGGCGAGGUUUAGCAAUUCUCAGUUCAUGGCUCCGACGGUGGCUCCCCAAGCUGGGCCCUUGACGGCCAGUAUGCAGUUGCAAAAGCUGAACAAUCAGUACUUCAGCCACCACCCCUACCCUCACAACCACUACAUGCCGGACAUGCACCCUGCCAGCCAUCAGCUCAACGGAGCUAACCAGCAUUUUAGGGACUGCAACCCGAAGCACAGCAACACCAGCAGCGGCACCAGUAGCAGCGCUGUGCCCUCCUCCGUGGCCCACGUCCCUGCAGCAAUGCUGCCGCCCAAUGUCAUAGAUACUGACUUCAUAGACGAGGAAGUCCUUAUGUCCUUAGUGGUGGAAAUGGGCUUGGAUCGUAUCAAGGAGCUGCCGGAGCUCUGGUUGGGACAGAAUGAGUUUGAUUUCAUGACAGACUUUGUUUGCAAACAGCAAUCCAGCCGGGUGAGCUGCUGACUUCUCUCGCGGAAGGAAGCGGAACCGAAAACACAAAGAAGGACUUUUUUAAUCUGUAUGAAUGAAAACAUUCCCUCUCUCGAACACAGUAUUUCAAAGGCUAUUAGGAGUUUGACCACC